This is a messenger RNA of Eublepharis macularius, 3218 nucleotides long. RefSeq names its product E3 SUMO-protein ligase ZBED1-like. NCBI's taxonomy places the organism in Eukaryota, Metazoa, Chordata, Lepidosauria, Squamata, Eublepharidae. Gene Ontology annotation, cellular component: nucleus. Bases 70 to 2955 code for a protein of 961 amino acids. The record is from RefSeq and is a predicted model, not a curated record. The transcript is spliced from 8 exons. Gene Ontology annotation, molecular function: protein dimerization activity; DNA binding. Gene Ontology annotation, biological process: regulation of transcription by RNA polymerase II.
UCGUGUCGUGCUGCAUCAGUUACUCCGCCGUUUCCGCCCGGGCUGCCCUUUCAAGCCAGGUACUCCUUAAUGAGUGAAGAGGCAAAAGACUGGGACAGUGGCCAAGAAGCAAUGGAGAAUAAAAGUUUGGAAACUUCACCAUCAGACCUAAAAUUAGUGGCCCAUCCAAGAGCAAAGAGUAAAGUAUGGAAGUACUUUGGCUUUGAUACCAAUGCAGAAGGAUGCAUUUUACAGUGGAAGAAAAUCUACUGCCGUAUUUGUAUGGCACAGAUUGCCUAUUCAGGAAAUACAUCCAACCUCUCUUACCACCUCGAAAAGAAUCAUCCCGAUGAAUUCUGUGAAUUUGUGAAAAGCAACACUGAGCAAAUGCGGGAGGCCUUUGCAACUGCAUUUUCAAAACUCAAGCCAGAAUCAUCUCAGCAGGUUGUUCAGGACACUUUAAUUAUGAAGAUGAGUCACAACUAUGAGAACAAAAAGCAUCAGGAGCUGACAUCUGCUGUGAUCAGCCUGAUAUGCGAGGGCUUAUAUCCUCCUUCUAUUGUAGAUGAGCCCACCUUCAAGACUCUCCUGAGGACGGCUGACUCCAGGUAUGAACUUCCUUGCAGGAAGUAUUUUUGCACUAAAGCCAUUCCUGAAAAAUAUCAUGCUCUUAAGGACAUUGUGCUAAAAGAACUCAUUGAUAUCCUGUGGUGUGGCAUAUCCACUGACAUGUGGAGAAGUGAAAACCAGAACAGAUCCUAUGUAACACUGUCAGUUCAUUUCCUCAGCAAUGGCUCAUCCAACUUCCUGGUUAUUAAUUCCAGGUGUUUAAAAACAUUUGAAGUGCCAGAAGAAAACACUGCGGAGACCAUUACACGUGUCCUUUACGAAAUAUUCAUUGAAUGGGGACUUAAUUCAAAAGUUUUUGGUGCUACAACGGAUUAUGGGAAAGACAUAGUGAAAGCUUGUUCUCUUCUGGACAUUCAAGUGCAGAUGCCUUGUUUGGGGAAGACUUUUAAUGUAGGGAUGCAACAAGCUUUUCAGCUUCCUAAGCUGUCCAGUCUCCUAUCCAGGUGUCGUAAACUGGUAGAAUAUUUUCAGCAGUCUGCGGUAGCCAUGUACAUGUUGAGUGAGAAACAGAAGCAGCAGAGCGGUGUGCACUGCAUGCUUGUGAGUGAUCGUGUUUCCUGGUGGGGAAGCACUCUUGCUAUGUUACAGCGACUUAAAGAGCAGCAGUUUGCUAUUGCGGCUGUUCUCGUGGAGGACAGCAACAAUCACCAUCUCAUGUUGGAAGCCAGUGAAUGGAAUACAAUUGAAGGCUUGGUGGAUUUGCUUCAGCCAUUCAAGCAGGUUGCUGAGAUGUUGUCUGCUUCUAAAUACCCAACAAUAAGUAUGGUGAAACCCCUCCUUCAUAUGCUGUUGAAUACAACAUUAAACAUCAAAGAAAAUGACUUGAAAGAAAUUAGUAUGGCAAAGGAAGUGAUAGCCAAGGAAUUAGCUACAACAUACCAGCAUACUCCUGAGAUAGAUACGUUUCUUAAUGUUGCAACUUUCUUGGACCCAAGAUACAAGAAACUACCCUUUCUUUCUGCAUUUGAAAGGCAGCAGGUUGAAAACAGAGUGGUAGAGGAAGCAAAAAGUCUUAUAGAAAAGGUAAAAGAGAACACAUUCAGGCCUGAAGAACAAUUUUUUACAGUUUCUGAAGAGCCACCGCUGAAAAAAGUGGUAGUUGCUUCCCCACCUCCCCCUCCGCCUAUCAGUGCUAUUAAUAAUAUGCUUGCAGAAAUCUUUUGCCAGACUGGGGGUGUUGAAGACCAAGAGGAAUGGCAUGCACAAAUAAUUGAAGAAUUGAGCAAUUUCAAGUCACAAAAAGUCCUUGGCUUAAAUGAGGAUCCACUAAAGUGGUGGUCUGAUAGACUAGCCUUAUUUCCUGUUUUACCGAAGGUGCUUCAAAAGUACUGGUGCAUUGUGGCCACAAGAAUCUUCCCUGAACGUCUUUUUAGCUCUUCUGCCAAUGUUAUUAGCGCCAAGAGAAAUAGAUUGGCUCCAGCUCACGUAGAUGAACAGAUCUUUUUGUAUGAGAAUGCUCGCAUUUUUCCUCAGCAAAAUGGGAAUGUUGCCAUAGUGACUGGAGGCACUAAAGGAAUUGGUUACCAUACUGUGAAGUAUCUGGCAAGACUCGGCAUGCACAUUAUAAUAGCUGGAAAUAAUGAUACUGAAGGCCAAGAAACUGUGAUGAAAAUAAAAGAAGAAAAUUUGAAUGCAAAAGUGGAGUUUUUAUACUGUGAUUUGGCUUCCAUGAAGUCCAUACAUCAGUUUGUUCACACAUUUAAAGCAAAGAAUUGCCCUCUCCAUGUCCUGAUCAAUAAUGCUGCGGUGAUGCUGGUGCCUGAAAGGAAAACGGAGGAUGGGUUUGAAGAGCACUUUGGUGUUAAUUACUUGGGACACUUCUUGUUGACUAAUCUUCUCUUGGAAACACUGAAGCAAUCAGGAACCCACAGCCACAAUGCUAGAAUUAUCACCAUCUCAUCAGCUACCCAUUAUGUAGGUGAAUUGCAUCUUAAUGAUCUACAAAGCAGCUGCUUCUAUUCACCCCACGGAGCCUACGCUCAAAGCAAACUUGCCCUUGUAUUGUUCAGCUAUCGGCUGCAUCAUCUCCUGACAGUGGAAGGGAGCCAUGUGACCGUUAAUGUUGUAGAUCCUGGAGUAGUGAACACUGAUCUGUAUCGGCAUAUCAGUUGGCCAGCACAAUUGGCAAAGUGGAUAGCAGGCUGGCUACUUCUUAAGACACCAGAAGAGGGUGCAUCCACGUCAAUCUAUGCAGCAGUUUCAUCAGAGCUGGAAGGAAUUGGCAGUUGCUAUCUCUAUAAUGAGCAAAGGACAAAAUCUCUUGAUGUUUCCUAUGACGAGGAGCUGCAGAGAAGACUCUGGACAGAAAGUUGCAAGCUUGUUAGGAUUCCUGAUACAGUCCUGUAGAGAGGCCUAAAAAAUAGCCAUGGCUUGCUGCAUGAAUGCAACGUGUCUCACUGGCCUGUACCAUGCAGCAUCACCCAUAUUUCCGGAAUUCACUGUUGAGUCACUUGGGCAAAUAUGAACUCUGUUUGAGCUACCAGGCUGGUGGUGGUGAUGAGCAAGAUAUUUCAAACCAGAAUUGUGUGUAUGGUGGUUUUGAACUUAACCAUCCAUUUUGUAAUCAUAAUGUUUCAGUCUGUGAUUAAAAAAGAGUAUCUUUAACCAUA